AUGCCCAAUUCUCAUGGAAUUUCGGGAGUUUUGACUUCGACUGUCGAGACUGAGCACAUCAAAUUCGGGUUCCUACAUCGGCGACGCGGAAUUAGUGAAAAUGCCGAAAAACUGGUAAGAUUCUGAGUUUUUUGUUGUAUUUUAGGUAACACAAGAAUCUUCAUCGUCUAUUUUAUAGGUCUAUCUGUCAUUUAGUGCUUGUUUUGGAAUGAAGUGUUUUUGAUGUUUGUGUAUUCUGUGUUGUGCAAUUUUUUAAUUUUGAAAAUUGUGCUGAGCCGAAUCCAAAAAUUUAAAAAACGACGAAUUAGAAAAAUACAGAGAUAUUAAAAAACAUAUAAAAUGCUUAUAACAAUUGUUUUCUCUUUCAGUUGGUCUACAACCCGACAUUUCACUGGUAUUUGGGUAGUCUGCCACUGCCUAUGCCAUCUCGUUACCAAAUAAGGCACAUAUUGUCGAGAAUUGACAAUGCGCCCAAGUAUUCGACUCAUCACAUCCUAAGGUACGAUGAAGAGACGUUGCCACACCCAAGACCGGUUGUGCAGUUCACAAAGAAGUAUUUGGGCAGUGAUUGCAUGUAAGUUACUUCAAGUUUUCGUUAGUAUUACCAUUACAGAGUUCAAAGCACGUGUAAAAAGUACGGUACGCGGGUUCAAUUUCGAAUAGACACUUUCGGAAUUGGCGAUGACAACUUUUAUUUGUGCCGUUUGUGCAUCGUAUCAAUACUGGACAUUCCGAAGCCGGUGCCACAGAAUCUGCCGGAAAUCAAGGACAAUAUUGCCAAAUGGGACAUUAAAAAUGGCGUUGUACAGGUAAUUACGGCAGUUUUUGGGAUUUGAUCCGUGUAAGAGCGUAAAAUGUCAAGAACUUUUUUUAAAAAACAAAAAAUGGCAAGGACUUUCUUUACAACUUUCUUUUUCAGCCAGAAUCCGACGAAGUAGACUACAGUAACAACGCUCCAUCUACCUCAAAGUCAAAAGUGGUACAAAUCUUUAUAGCCAAUGGCUCAAUCUCGCUUACUGCGCCAGUAAACCCAACUCUACCUCAACGAUCGUACAAAUUCAAUCCGUUUCGAAGUACAAAUGGUCUUUCUAACAAUGGGCGAAGCUCUAAAAUAGUAUUGAGCUGCUUGGACUACAGUGAGAAGCAGAUGUUUGUGGACAGAAGAAGACGACGGUGUCAUAGUUUGGAAUUUAUACGACAGAAUGUCAAAAUAUAUUGUCAAUGUGAGAAGCCAAUCAAGGUGAAGAGAGUUUUGAGAGGGAAAGGGCGUGGGAAUGAAGGUGAAGAUGAUGAAAGUGAUGUUAAAGGUCGUAAUGGAAGCAAUAGGACGGCAGAGCAAGAUGACGGUAUUGUUGGGCGUUCUGAAGGAGUUGUGGAUAAUGAUGCUGGCGUUAAUCAUGUUAAUGAUGACGUUAAAUCUAAAGACGUGGUAAAGAGUAACUUGAGAAGUAAUGAUGGAGGUAUGGGUUCUAACGGCUCAACAGAAGCUUCUACGUCUUCUAAGCUAUCUACAGAGGUGUCUACGGUUUCUAAAGCGUCUACAGAAGGUUCGAAGGUACUUAAAGUUUCUACAGAAUUUUCUACAGCGUCUGAAAGCCAUCUUACUGUUGCUAGGGCACCAGAAGAUCAAGUAGGUGUUACUACAGGUUCUGAAGGUCAUGUUGAAGUUGUUAUAAUUUCUGAUGAGCCUACAGAAGUUUCUGCGGUUUCUGAAAGCUUUGAUGGUCCUUCCAAUGCUUCUAAAUACAGUGCAAUGGAGCCGACGGCUUCAGAAGACCACGCGAAUCUUGUUCCGUCUACAGAUGAGCCAAUGGAUGUUUCUACAUCUCUUGGGGAACCUAUGGAUUGUUCUACAGCUUUUAAAGAAAGUAUAAAGCCUUGUAUGAAUGUAGAUGACAGAAAACCAUCAACAAGCUCAAAAAAUGACAAAACUUCAAGUUUUGAAAGUUCUAAAAAUGAGAAAGCAUCAUCUAAACUAAACCGAAGUAUUGAAAGCACGUCAUGUCGUCCAAACCUUUCAAAAACGUUGACCGUAACUGAAAAAACGACCUUAAAAGAGAUUAUCAAGCAAAAAUCGAUUGAUUGCAAGAUACGACACGCUGUAGGUCCAUUGGUCAAAGAUUCGGUACCGAAUGAUCCAGCUUCCGAAUUACUGUCGAAGAUUAACAAUGCUUUACAGAGUAUGAGUCAUCAGGUUGGUAGUGGUAGUCAAGCUGGUACAGAUAGUAGUGGUCAGGCUGGUACUAGUAGUAGUAUUCAAGCUGGUACUAGUAGUAAUGGUCAAGCUAAUACGAAUGAUAAUGGUAGCUUAAAUACUAUACAUGUAGAACAAUUUUACAGUAGUAAAAGAAGCACGAAAAGAGAGCGGUCCAAGUUUGAAUGUAAUGAAACAAUGAAGGAUGAAAGUAAUGAUUCAAUAACCGUAUCAACUGAUAAUCUUCAUGUUGAGUUCGUAUUAAAUCAAGCUCAAAAAAUGCUUUCAAAAGAAUCUAUAAGGUCUGGAAACCAAGAACCUACGUCAAAGUCAGAAGAAUCUGAAGCAGGACCUUCAAAAAUAUCGAUAUUGAAUACUGCUUCUACAUCAGCAAUAGCAUCUGAUGUCGUGUCAAGAAGCGAUAUUACUUCUGUAACAGAAGCUGAUGUCAUACCAAGAAACGACAGUACUAGAAAAAGUAGCAAUAACGGAUAUUGUUACAGUAUUAUUGCGUAUCCAAUGGAAAAAGUAUCGUACAGUACUAAAACUCAUUCAGCAGAAUUACAAAGGGUACUUGAAGGUCAACAGAUAGUACAAAAUCCGAUGAUAGUACCGAAGAAUCAACAGGUAGUUCAAGAAGACGACAGAGAUACAGAACAAGAAGAUCAAUUUGAUAGAACCCCUAGUCCUGACCACAAUAUUGGCCAUACUGAUGGUGGUAACACGGUAUCAGGUGAAGCAAAACAAAUGAUUGUUACAUCACUAUCAACAACCAUAUCUAAAAGACAGCAAAAUGAACAUGUUGUUGUACAUGUUAUUCCAAACAAUAUCAACCACCCUUCUUCAACUUUAGAAUUAACUACUCCUACUUCAACUACUACUACUACCACUAAUAAUGUAACAAACAUUACUGAAGAAAAUAGCGCAGAUGAACCUAUGGAAAUUAGUAGUAUGAUCCCAGAAACAGGUACUGAAUCAAAUUUGUCCAGUAAUAUUGAUGAAGAUAGUAAUGAUCGCUUCAUGAGGGAGCAAACUGAACGUAACAAUCAGUUACUGACUACUUUAUCGACUGUUUUUCAUGCUGAGGAAGUCUUGAGGCCAAAAUAUAAGUCGGCUUCUGGGUUUUCAAAAGCUGUUCUAAAUGGAACUAUUAAAGGUGGUACUAAUGGUACUACUGCUACUAGUCAGAAAAAUUGUAAAAAUGUGAAAAUUAAACACGGUAUAGCUACUGAUAAUAACGAGCUGUCAAAUGGCACUGCUUUUGGACUAGCACUUGGUAAUGUCGGUACAUCUAUUACGGAAGAUAUGACAAGCCUUUGCGAUCAACUUCAAAAAGUCGUAAAAAUUCAUUGGAAGUGUCGUAAAACGGCUACAGAGCUACAAUCACGGACAUACGAAGACUUCUGCCUUUUCAAAGACAAGGUUAAUAUACGACCGAGCAAGUUUGACCAAUUUCGACCAAUCAGAAGACCAAAAAAGGCGAAAAAACGAAAAAUUGAACAAAACUUGACAAACAGUAAGACUCAAAAAGUGGCACCAUUUGUGGAAUUCACUUAUGAACCUCCGAACAUCAACGCCACGGCCAAGGAACGGUACGCCGCGGCCAGGAAACAGUUUGUUGGAAUCAUGUCAAACUUUAAUACCUUGAAUCUGCCAGCCACUACACAUAAUGUGAAUUUGAUCAAAAUGAAAAAUUUCACUAGUGUUUGGAUUGAAAGAUUACUGUACUUUGAGCCGACUUUGUAUAGGAAAACGGCUGAUGAGAUUGUUCUGAUGGAAGCUGUGAAUGAGAAGGUAAGGCUGGAUACCUUUACUUCCUUUUACCAUAGCCAUAGUUGUUAAAACAUUAAAAAACGUAAAAUUAUGAAAUAAAGAAAAAAUGCAAAAAUUAUUUUUAAAAUUUCAGUUAAACGACCUAGUGUACCGCCUAAAACUUUGUCCUCCAGACUCUGAAAUGUUCAUCAGUAGUGAUGAAAUCGCUUUCUUUGAAGCGGCUGCCCGACCAAGAAAUCUUAAUUAA
Molecule: messenger RNA, 4214 nt
Organism: Bursaphelenchus okinawaensis
Lineage: Eukaryota; Metazoa; Nematoda; Chromadorea; Rhabditida; Aphelenchoididae
Source: the annotation of a GenBank genome assembly